AUGUCUUCUACUACUCCUAAGACUAUCGCGCUCAACCCUGGAUAUCGUGGCUUCGUUGUCAUCGUCGUCCACGCUGGUUACAAGCAGCGCGUCUUCCUCGACGUGCGCGACAUCCAGAACACUCAGAUCACCUCGGCCACAUUCGAAGGACAGGGUGCCAAGGCGUACGCUAAGAACAAAUUCGACAACAGGCUCCAUUGGUCCUUUGGACCGUUCGAUUACAGGGCCACCCUCUCCGUCAAGAUAACCCACAUGGAAGCAGGCGACCGCCUCGUCGACUCCAAGAUGUACGGACCGCUCGAGGUCGACAAGCAGCCCGAGCCUGACUAUCCUAUUAAGUUCUGCCAAUCAAUGGUAUUUUCCGAGGAUGCGACCGACAACGACCGCGACGAUUGCAUCGUUUCGGUUCUUCAGUACCUCCAAUAA
Molecule: messenger RNA, 426 nt
Organism: Cyclocybe aegerita
Lineage: Eukaryota; Fungi; Basidiomycota; Agaricomycetes; Agaricales; Hemipholiotaceae
Source: the annotation of a GenBank genome assembly